AUGAGUUCAGCGUCGCGAGCAAUUAUAUUCGUUAUAUUAAUGAAUUUUUUGCCAGAAAUUUCCGUUCACACAUUGAAGAGCGACGUUUAUUACGGACCCUAUAUCGGAAACAAGGAAACACCAGAAAUAUUUCGUUACGUAACCGAUGAACAGUACGUCCGUCGCAUACAUUCGAUGGUAAAUGCAUACAGCAACAGAGGAGACUUACGCGGGAGAUUAGUUAUUGAAACCAACGCUCUUAUAGACACUAAAUACCGCACAUGGAAACGGAAUGCUGAUCUUAUCAACUCUCUCCUUGCUUUGCCGAAGGGCAUGAAUGAUGCCGGGCGCUAA
Messenger RNA from Parnassius mnemosyne (clouded apollo), 333 nucleotides. The record is from the annotation of a GenBank genome assembly. NCBI's taxonomy places the organism in Eukaryota, Metazoa, Arthropoda, Insecta, Lepidoptera, Papilionidae.